AUGUACUCGUCGCCACGUCUCGCGCUGACUACUGGCAAACUGCAGCGUUCCCUCCAGACUCGCCUUCAUCCAAUCUUGGAGGUUUCUACGGCAACCAGAUGGAGUGCUACACGGCGUUGCCCCUACACGACGACUUCAGGCAGGCAACAGCAAGAGAGUCGGGAGUUGAGUCGUCACUCGGCAGACGCAGAGCGAGUGAUGCACCUGAAUCCGCGGGUCUCCCGAACAGCCACCGUGAAGCCUACAAGUGAAACUCGGCAGGUGAGGCAUUGUCUCUGUUGUGCUGCAGCAGAUGAUGCGUUAGCUACGUGGGUCAUCAUGCCCGCUGAGAUUUCUGCUGGGGGUAUAGUUUCUACCUUGAGGUAGGAAACCGAUGAACUGGGAUGCCUGUGAAAAUCAGAGAGCACGUUCCUCUCUGUAGACGUCAAAAUAAGUUAAGCAGUGCCCUUUGUUGGUGUGGGCACGGAGAACAUUUUGACAGAAGUCGUGAAUUUCUCCACAGUAUCAAGUUUGUCAGAACGCCAGAAUUUGACAGUUUUCGCAGGACGUCGGUUUUCGAUUUUUUUGCAAGGCAGGAAUUAAGCCGGCAUACACUUUAACUAACGUGGGGUAAAAGCAUAAGCCGUUAGACAGGCAUAUGACUCUGCCCCCGCAAUAUGACUCCCGUGUCCGAACCCUAACACUGGUCCUCAUAGAUCUAACUCUUCUCUCCCUCACUAUAACGUUAAUUCUAACCCCUUAACUCUAACCCCAACAAUGACUCUCACCUCCCUUCUCCUUCCGUAGGACUUAGGACAAGGCUACCUGUAUUACGGGGAUUCCUAAUCUCGCACCCUCCAGUGCACAUGUCUUAUUGGUUCAGACAGUUUGACAGCAUUUACCAAUUUUCUCACUUUUUAAGAGUCAAUUUUUCAAACUACUAAGGUUGUUUCAGUAGGAGUGUUUGGUUCAACUUAUCAGCGAUACCACGAAAGGAGUCUACUCGGACACAGACAGAAGGUACACAUGCGACGAAGGACCUCCGGGGUGUGCCGCCGAUCUUUUGCCUCACAGCAGAAGAAAAACUGGGCUUGCUCACACACAAAAUCGCCUAUCCGCUAUCUCACUCCUGCGUAUUUGGUAAUUAGUAGUCAUUAGGAAUAGAGGUUGCUGAGAUGGGAGUGUGACUGGAGAGUUCCCCAUGGUGGACAAAACACAACUUCCCAAAUCCAAUAUCAGGGAGGACGGAUUGGGUUGGAGAACCUUUACUGACGAGAAAGUGCGUACAACAGGCUCUGCGAGCAGUUGCCACGCGCUGACUCUUCAGGAAAGUUCCUUGUCAGUGGCAAUCGGUGGGGUCAUUAGCCCCCGGCGCGUGUGCGCGUCUUUCGCUCUGUCUCAUUUGUGUUCGCCUGCCAGCCAAUCAGCAGAGGAGCAACGCUGAUUGGCCUCGAGCUCCCACGAGGCUCGCGACAAGCCUCACGCUGUCCCAGCAGCGAAUCGACAGGGAGCGUGAGGCGGACAGGAGGGCAACCAGACAAAGUGGAGGCGACCAGGGGAGCGCAGACUGCCGCAGGGUAAGUUGGCAGUUGGGGGUAGAAGUUAUCCCGUUGUUUUUGGCAUAAAACGCUCAUAGGGAGUUCCAUCCCCGGAAGCUGACCCUGGCCAACUACCUUUCAGGUAAGCUGAGCUCCUAGCAGUUGGAAACGCUGAUUAGGAUCCAGUUUAAGCGGGAAACGUCACCAUCAGCAUGGGUUGCACUAUCUGAGCCAUGAUAUCAUCCACCAGAUUUAUAGUUUUUCGGAGCACAACAAUGAUGUACCUGGAGACGCUCAGAGGUAGGUGGAAAUGCAAAAGCAUAUUUUUAGGGAAAGGCUGUCCCAAGAAAACCAACAAGGCAAAGCUACUGAUAGCGCAGGUUACUCUUUGCACUGCUUGAUUGGCGCAGCUGAGUAAUAGGGGUUGCAAGCAAGAAUUAGCAGGUUAGACACCAACUCCCACGCAGGAUGUAGCAUUUAAUCAAAACUUAAGUUAAGCAAAACCUCGGGGAGAAAACCAAUUAUUAGACUGACGGAAGGAUUUGGACAGGAGCAGAUAAUACGAUAACCCGGGUUCUUUCCUGAAGACCGCAUUUCAGGCAUUCACUACAUUUUUGCGGCCAUUUUUUGAACGGAAAUAUUCAUAUUUAAUUAUUAAACUCUUUGUUUCGAAGUUUCCAAAUUACCAACAGUAAAGGAAGUUCGGGGUUUGAACUUGCACGAUUACACGAUGGCUAUUCUCACACGAAAAUAAAAUGACUAAUUUUCUAGAUAAGAACAGUCAGGUUCUUGUUGUAAAUCGAAGGAGCGCAUAGAAAACUACCAGUCAUGGUAAUUGGACACAUGCUUAACGUCCGCAGAUACGUUCCUUCCCCUACUGAUUUUACGAAGCACUUUGUGGAAUGCAGACAUUCCGCUGACACAGAACCAAAUUUCCAGUUCUGUUUGGCACUAAAAACCUUCGAGAGUGUAAGUGUCCGGAGGUAUCCUGUAGUUGAAGGAUUGGAUCCGUUUAAUUUACACUAAUGCAAAACUUUUUAGGAUAGUAAGUGGCCCUUUAGAUUGCACAAAAAUGUCCUUUUUUUUAUGCGCCAGGAACCUUGAGUUUCAUAGACAAUGCGGGUUUUCGUAGUGAUGUCCUCAACUGACUAUAACUUCCUAUAUGCAGACUUGGAAACUCCAAAAAGCAUUUGAAUACUCCUCUGGAAAUAUUUUGACAUCAUCAACAAUCAGAUUUUCUCAAAAUACAUUUUUUCACUCAUUCUAGACCUCGAUCGAGAUGAUUUACAUUUUUUAUUUGUAUGUGUUGAAUUAUGACAAACGAAUACCAAAAGUAGUAACGAACUGUAACCUUUCAUUGCCAUUUGGGCAACCGCACCACUCAAAGAGGAAUCAGUUUAAAGAAUUGCAUGCCGGAUCUGGGCGCUGCCUUGAUUUGCCAAUCUUUGGGGCAAAUUUGAUUUCCUUUACAAAUUUUGCAUGUUUUGCACGCCUUCACAGUUUUCUUUGGUCGCCAAAGGUGAAGGGUCGGAAUUCUGGAAAAUGGGGGUAUAUUGCUGGUCCAAUCUUUAGAGUGAUAUCUCGCUUUCUGUCAGUGGCAGACAAGAUCCGGGAUUCAUCCUCCACCUUCCUCUCUAUGGACAAAGACAUAUUUCGGAUGUUUCCAAGUAGCCGAUCCCGCCUUAUUCUGAUCAGUAAGUCGUGGACUGGAAUGCACGGAGGACAGCACAUAACCGUCGGCAACACCUCAGGGUUAUUUCAGUCUACUCUGAUCGUAGGCAUGCUUUCGUCGCUCCUUUAGGUAGGCUCAACUGUCGUGCUGACUCGUCUUUUGACAUCACAGUAGAAUGUCGCUUGCUAGUGCCACGUCGGGGUCACCAAAAUGUGGAGUGCGAGAUCGACCGCCACUCACUACGACGACGCAUAGAAGCAGCUUACUUCGGAGGCACAUGAAGGUUAUGGUGGUGAUGGAGCCUAGCGCGAGGAAAGUCACCAACGAUAACGAAGAGGGACGGCAAGCCGAUGCGUGUGGACCAGACGUGGUUUCUUCUGCGCGCCACAACACAGCAGGUGCUAAUACAUACACAUUGUCUCCCUUUCUUGCUUCCCAGGAGCGAAAGAUGUGGAAACGAAAUGCGGACAAGGACAGCUCUACCAUCCCCUCCCUGAGAUUUGACUUUUCGGACAUUAAACACACCACGCUGUCAGAGCGCGGUGCCCUGCGUGAAGCGUCCCGCUGUCUACGCUGUGCCGACGCACCCUGCCAGCACAGCUGUCCCACUCAACUGGACAUAAAGACCUUCAUCCACGACAUUAGCAAGCGCAAUUACUAUGGUGCCGCGAAGGCUAUCCUAUCGGACAAUCCGGUGGGUCUGACUUGUGGCAUGGUCUGUCCAACCAGUGACCUCUGCGCCGGUGGCUGCAACCUCACAGCCACGGAGGAGGGUGCCAUCAACAUUGGCGGCUUACAACAGUUUGCAGUGGAGACCUUUGCUCGAAUGAACAUUCCACAGGUUAGUAUCUCAUCUGAUGUAGGCUAGUUUCUUUCCUAAUGCACGUUUUAAUAAUGAUGAUGGUUAAGCACAGCUUGUCGUCACGUUCUUAGCUAAGUAAAACGCUCAGUCAUCAACCAUCACCACGUCCACCAACACCGUCGCUGAUAUGACGCGAGUUCGACCCCGACCCCCCCACCUCGACGACGACGACGACGACGACGACGACGACGACGACGACGACGACGACGACGACCACCACCACCACCACCACCACCACCACCAGCGGCAGCAGCAACAGCUGCAGCGGCAUAAUCUCCUAGUGUGAGUAGCAACUCAUGAAUCAUUAAUCGAAAUCCGCUAGUGGACUUGCAAAUCGAAAACACCGCUUAAGUUAGGCUGCAGUAUCGACAAACACGGCGACAAUUCCGUUUUUAGGUGAAAAGCGUAUACAGCCGUCAGGAUCGACCGUCUUUGCGGAAAGGCCACCGCACACGAAUGUGCGAACCUCAAUCAACUCUAUGCUUAGGCAAUGAUAACAGUGAUAUGCACAGAGCCCAACUUCAGAUAAUAAUUCUGAUUAUGGCAAAGGUUCGAUCAUCGGAGCAUGAUGUUUAUGAGCCCCAGACAUAUCUUCCAACCAGCUAGCUCUCCCUUCUCUAAUGUGAAUACGUGCGCACAUCAUAAACAGCAACAAAUAGUUUGAACGGCCUGCGCCGACCAAGUUACAAAUUUUGGGAUAACCUCGACCAUAGGUCGAGAAAAUUGUCAAUUACCUUGUGCAUUUGUACGUGAGGGCAGCCACACCUGUUAAUAAGAUUCAAACUUAUUAUUCAUGGAACAGUUUCGGAACCUAUAAUCAAACAUUACACAAUUUCUUAUGUGCCAUGCUUUACGUAACACAUUCUUGGGAGAUAUUUACUUCAAAUUUAUGUAAAGCAGGUAUUUUCAAACCGUACUAUGCCUAUAUUGUUAUACUUACUCAAUUGUUUGAAUGGAUCUUGAGUUUUCCCAUUCAACAUGAAUUUUCGCGUUCUCGACAUCUCAGCAUUUCUUGAAAAAUAUGUUAUUUCUAACCGAAGAAGGGUUCUUCAAAUGCAUAUUUGAUGUUUUCACUUAACUAAAGGUCAUUGAUUAUUAAUUGGGUGUUUUGGUUGGGAGAGUUGGAUUGGGUUUCGAAUGAUUAAUCACUUUUUGUCAGUUUAGGCAUGUCAGAAAUUAGGUCAUCCUAAAGGACAAACUAACCUUUAGUUCCUGUUUUUCUUGAUGAAAGAAAGACAUCGAAAGAGCUAAAUGAGAGUUGACUCACAAAUUUUACGACCGAAACCGACUACAACCGAAAGUAAUUUUUCUUGCAGAUCCUUGAUCCGAAGAUCGCAGCUCAGACCAAAGACGAUCCAAACUAUGACCAGAAAAUUGCACUCGUCGGCUGUGGCCCCGCAUGCAUUUCAUGCGCCAACUACCUGGCGCGUCUCGGCUACCGAAACGUGCAUAUUUUCGAAAAGUCUACAAAGGAGGGUGGAUUGAGCGCCACAGAAAUCCCCCAGUUUCGACUACCAGGAUCUGCUGUCAACUUUGAACUCCAAAUGAUGAAGGAUCUCGGAGUGAAGGUGUUCACUGAUCAUCCCUUCACCACAGAGAACCACACCAAUGCAGUCACGAUCAAGAAACUACGUGACCAAGGCUACAAGGCCAUCUUCUUGGGACUGGGAUUUCCCAAUGCCCACUCAACAUCUGUCUUCGCUGGUCUCACCCCAGAAAACGGAUACCUCACUUCCAAGGACUUCCUUCCAAGGGUCUGUGCAGCCACCAAGAACUGCACCAAAUCCACCUGUGCCAAGUCUAAACUGCCGGAUUUAUCGGGUGCAAGAGUACUCGUUCUGGGAGCAGGUGAUACAGCCUUCGACUGCGCCACCUCUGCUCUUCGAUGCGGUGCUCAACGCGUAACUGUCUCCUUCCGUAAGGGCUUCACCACCAUCAACCCCGUGCCGGAAGAGUUUGAAUUGGCCUGGCAGGAGAAGUGUGAAUUUCUGCCCUUCCUCGAACCCAAGCGCGUCUUGCUGGAUGAAGCUUCUUCCUCCCAAGGCAAAAAGCCACGCAUCGUUGGCGUGGAGUUCAUUCGUCGAGAGCAGAAUGAUGACGGCAGUUGGACGUCAGAUCCAGAUCAGCUAGUCAAGAUCAAAGUGGACUACGUCAUCACGGCCUAUGGGGCCGGGCUGACGGAUGCCCACGUCAUGGAAGCCAUGAAACCGUUGAAGCUGACAUCUAAGGGCUUCUCGUCGGGUGUUCCAGUGGUGGAUUUGGAGACGUUGAGGACCAGUGAAUCGGAUGUGUGGUGUGGCGGUGACCUGACGGGCUUCUCACACACCUCUGUUGAGGCCACGAAUGAUGGCAAGACUGCAGCCUGGAGCAUCCAUAAUGCGUUAACUGGAGGUAAAUCUGCCUUCAAGGAGAAAGUACUGCCCCGAUUCACGACGCCCGUGGAUCUAGUGGAUACCUCCGUCUCAAUCUGCGGUCUCAAGUUUCCCAAUCCCUUCGGACUGGCAUCGGCGCCACCUACGACCAGCAGUGCCAUGAUCCGACGAGCGUUUGAGGCGGGCUGGGGUUUUGCGGUUACCAAGACAUUUGGUCUUGACAAGGACCUGGUGACCAAUGUGUCCCCGCGAAUAGUCCGUGGACCAACUGGUGGACACAUGUUCGGACCUGAACAGUCCGGUUUCUGUAACAUCGAGCUAAUCAGUGAGAAGACAGCCGCCUACUGGUGCCGGAGUAUUGUGGAACUGAAACGGGACUUCCCUGGGAAUAUUUUGAUCGCCAGCAUAAUGGCCAAGUUCGAUGAGAACGACUGGACCUGUCUGGCGGAAAUGGCUGUGAAGGCCAAGCCAGAUGCGCUGGAAUUAAAUCUGUCCUGUCCUCAUGGCAUGGGCGAACGUGGGAUGGGCAUGGCUUGUGGACAGAAUCCUGAUCUCGUUAGAAAUAUUUGCAAGUGGGUGAAGGCUGUUGCAGGCCCGGGGACCCCAGUCUUCGCCAAGUUGACGCCCAAUGUAACAAACAUAGUUGACAUAGCUCGAGCAGCGCAGGAGGGCGGAGCCGACGGUGUAACAGUGAUCAACACCGUCUCCGGUAUAAUGAAGUUCCACAGCGACUCCACACCCUGGCCACGUGUGGGGAAGGAAGGUAGAGGAACAUACGGCGGUCUGUCGGGCAAUCUGGUCAGACCACUGGCGUUGAGGGCUGUGAGCGCGGUGGCAAAUGCGCUUCCGGGCUUUCCCAUCCUGGCGACUGGAGGUAUCGACUCCGCCGACGCUGGUUAUCAGUUCCUGCAGGCCGGCGCGAGUGGACUACAGGUGAGUCCCCCUUAAGGCAUCUUUAAUUUCCAUUUUUUACUCGAAGGGUCCUAAUGGCGCAAUUGACGAAUGUCUGGAGAUUGAUGGGAACUAGCACGGGAACAAUUAUUGCGAUGUGAAGCUGAGAUAGGAAUAUGCAUCAAAUCUAAAAUCCUACAUCAAAUGACCGACGUAGACAGCAGGUUAGUUGCCGCAGACGUGACACCAGGCGGCUAACACCAAUGAUUGGCGAUAUUCAUCUGACUCAGUUGUGAAUAACUGAGCUGCCUCGGUGGGACUCGAACCCACGAUAGCAAGGGAAAGGGUUGAGCGCGGCCACCCGUACCACGAGGUCUCCUAGGAGCCGCCGAUUUUUUUGGUCAGAUGAAUUGUUUAAAUUUGCCAAAACACCAAUUAAUUGGCAGCAUUAUCAGUCUAUCAGGGUCGCGUAUGCAGCGGGUCAAGAUAGAUAGUUAAUCGCCUCUCGACUCCAGGAAAAAUCACCAUUUUCAUCGGUGGUCGUUAUGCAACGGUCGAGACGCUCAACUGUGUGAGAGGCCUCGAAUCGCUCUUUUGUCCUAACACAUACUACAUAGGCUUGUUUUUUACUUAAGUACCAAUGCAAUGUAAAUAGGACAAGAUAUGAUUAUUUGGGUCUUCCAGAAAAGCUACUGGUGUCAGUGUGGAAGAGUGGUACGAAUGCGGGGAAGGUCAGUUUGAGGGAUGAUAUUUCUACAUGUAGGUGGGACGGAACGGUGGGGGACUUAACGCUGUUGGCAUCUACGCGAGGGGAGGGGGGUAGUCGACUGUAGAACUGACUUUUAAGCUCAACCGUAGGGUAUAGGACCCCAACUAACUUGAGGUAGCCUGUGGACCGUGUCAUACGUUGAAUGGUGUUAGGGAGGGUUUUACGGGUGGGGCAAUAUGCGGGACGAGGAGUUGGCGGAAUGCAAGAAGACGCAGAAAAUAAACAAUUUUUUGCCGGAAGUUUCAUGGUAUGUUGUCAUAUGGCAAACAAAGUGGGCGCGAUAAUUCAAAAAAUAGACAAAAAGCAGUUUUUAAAAAAUAACGGAUUUUGAAUAAACCGCUUCUGGCAAGUUUGCAUUCAACCGGGAAGCCCAGGAAAUUUAACACAUUAGGGACGCUGGGUAAUAAGUAAUGCUUUCAGCCACACGGAAUUUUAGUCCACAUGUCGGGUUUUCUGGCUACGUGGGGUCCUACGCCCCACCGUUAUCCGGUCGAGAUGUAGCCAUAAGCAGCAUCGGCCAUCCACACUGAUAAAUGGUCAUUCGAGCCCCAGCCGGGACCAGAUUCAAGGUCAAAAUCCCCGGCAAUUCAAGCAAACCCUUAGGCGGUUCGGGUUGGUGCAUUACAGUUGGGCCAACGCCACCAGCUCACACGAUAGUCAUAUCAUCUCAAACGUUCUCUUCCUCCGACGCCAGUGUCUGGGGUGUUGCAUCAACAUAUAAGUCUGCGGCUGGCUAGAGAGAGAAAGAGAGAGAGAUAAAGGGUCGGAUCUUAUUUCGCGGCCUCAGCUGCAGUAGACAAGCCUCAGUUGCUUGGCAUACGGAACCGGUGGUAAUAGUGGGCCUAACACUAACCCCUAACUCUAAACCUAACUCCUAACCCUAAUCCGGUUGUCCGGGGUGUCGCCAAUUCCACUCUAGGAGCGUAGACAACCGAAUUUGAGAUGACCACAGUACUGGCAUCAACACAUGAGUUUGCGGCUGUCUAGAAAGGGAGAGACAUAAAAUUCCACCUCACAAAAUGAAGGGAUUCAGCACUUUGAAUUUGACUACAGACGACUGUAUUCUAGCUAUGCACUGCUGUGUGUGUUCACGUUACCUCACACGACCGUCUGACCGUCGUUGCUGAUGAUGUCCAUAGUGUGCUCCACAGCAAGGCGGAGCAGGGACGGUGACUUAUGCGUGACUCAGUGUGAAGUGAUAGUAGACUACCACAGCAUCUACCGUACUCUCUCCUUCCCAUUCCCCACCUGGACCCGGUGUCAAGAUAGAGUCAAGAAGACCGGAGGUGGGGCGAGACGCAGGCGGCGGGCGCGGCCGAAGACGCGCCUAGGCGUGCCAUCACACCCCCCUGGUCCGCAGCGUACACUUGACCAGGGUUUUUCACUAACAACAACAACAACCCCCCAACAGGAUGACUGGGCAGCCAUGCCCAUCACCUGUCUACCUAGCGGGAGUACAAGCGCAUCUACCGGCAGGGCACCAGGUGUCAGGGGACUGCUAGCGCAUACCGGACUUCGAGGGUCAUGGUUUGAUGCUACUGGCAUAGCGCACGCUCACAGACCUUUCUACCUACGUUACUUCACACAGAGGAAUAGUCGCGAUGCCAGUUUGCGACCAACUGAAAAUAGUGGGACAAAAGAUCACCGUCAGCCACCUUGCUGUGUGGCACGGCUUUCCACUGUGCGUUUGAAGCUUAUCCCAAACGGCUGUGCCUAACGCAUGACCAGCGAUAAAAGUCGACAGACUCAAAGUUCACGAAUACCACGCUAUUCGCUGGGUUUGAAGUUAUGCGGAGAUGCCGUCCUUGACUUAACUUCCCAAAACUGAUUAUAAAUCUUGCAAUUUUUAGGUCUGCAGUGCCGUCCAAAAUCAGGACUUCUCCAUAAUUGAUGAAAUGGUGACAGGUCUGAAGGCGGCUCUCUACCUGGAAGGCACAGACGGUAGGUUGUGGUAAUUUACUACCACCGUUAUGUUACUGUUAUACUUAUUCACCACGUCACACUCUAAACAGCUCACCCCAUUCGACAGUUUGAGAGUGAGUGAAGCGCACUUCAACUUAUCGGUCCAAAUUGGACCCAGACGUUUGGGAGGGUCUAAGUUACUCUCCAAAUCAUCCAGGGUUUCAGUCUGGAAUUGUUGCCCACAGCGGCUUGACUGCCGCAAGUGGUGAAGCCCGUCGUAAGGUCCACGAAGUGGGCCAAACACCAACGACUUGCGCAGCAUCUACCGCACUCGCCCGCCCUGCACCAGUCUUGGUGAAGCGAUGCCCAGACGACCGAAGGUAGACUCGGGCGCAGUGAUUGACAAACCUAAACGGCCUUUUACGCGUGCCACACACGACCUGCUUCCCACCAUAUGCGCCAGGCAUCUGUGACGCGGGCAAACCUCUUAAAAAUGUCGUCCCUGAUUUUGACGUUCCUCAACGCACGUAAGCGAGGAACGUUUCCGCUUAACCAGAUUCUCCAAAAAUAACGGUCGAACUGAGUUGUCAAGAAGCUCGAUUAACUGAAUUUCACCUUUCGACAAAACGGAAACUAGCGUCUUCCGCAAUCUGUCAUGUAAAUCAAGCCGAGUCAAGGGAAUUACAUUUUUUUAUUAGAAAGGAACACAGUGAUCUCUGGUUGGCCAACCACACGAACAUAUGCUUGCUCAACUACUUCGACCAAAGGCGAAUAUAUAUAUAUAUAUAUAUAUAUAUAUAUGUAUAUCAAUCAGGAAUGGGCGCACACCGAUCUAUUGGCUUCACAAAGCAAACAAGCUCCGUAUGUGUGGCAAAGGUCACGAACAGGCAACCAAUUACCAGGCCGAAGUCGGCCAAGUCAUAAUAGCAGCGAGGAGGGACGACAGAGAAUGCGGGUAGAUUGAUACAGCACUGUUUCGGGCUUAUUCUGCCUUCAUUCAGCCAAUCAUAACCCUGACCACCAGCAGCUGAGACCAGAAACACAAACAUGCGCACAGACGCACCUGGCGCAGUCGGUCCACCACUGAGACCUACCAGAUGGGUCAUAAGCACUUCAUCGAACCGAAGUUCAUCAGUGCCUCGCCACCUGUCAUUCUCUGUCGCUGCAGAUCGGGUAUUUAUCAAUCAGGAAUGGGCGCACACCGAUCUAUUGGCUUCACAAAGCAAACAAGCUCCGUAUGUGUGGCAAAGGUCACGAACAGGCAACCAAUUACCAGGCCGAAGUCGAACUUCGGUUCGAUGAAGUGCUUAUGACCCAUCUGGUAGGCCUCAGUGGUGGACCGACUGCGCCAGGUGCGUCUGUGCGCAUGUUUGUGUUUCUGGUCUCAGCUGCUGGUGGUCAGGGUUAUGAUUGGCUGAAUGAAGGCAGAAUAAGCCCGAAACAGUGCUGUAUCAAUCUACCCGCAUUCUCUGUCGUCCCUCCUCGCUGAUAUAUAUAUAUAUACAUAUAUACGUAGGGUUGCAAUAUUAAUUACCAUGCAAUAUAAUUCUAAGAUACUUCACUUACUUCGGGAUGCAGGCUUUUGAAGAAACUGAUUUUUUGGUCGCCUGCGAAAACUACACUCUGUAAAAAAUGACUACCUAAGUAGCAUGAAUCUUUCUCAUUGAUUUUCGAUGCACCUGUAAAUUCAACUAUACUUCAUAGAAAACCUGCAUAAAAAUAUUUAUUGUUUUGUCCAGCUGUGCAUUUUCCGUGUGCGGAAAAUCAUAAAUUUUCUAUGCUCUUCUAAGAGAAGCCCACGUGGGGUUCAAAAAAUGUAGCAGUGGAUUUGAGCCACAUUGUAAACUUUACAAGCAGCAUUAGAAAAUUCAGAGAUACGAUGUUUUAUGAACGGGCAUUUCAUGGUCUUAAAAGAUCUCAUGAUUAGAAACUUUUCUAAAACCGAAUUAUGGCCUUUCUUCAAGUAUAAAAUUUGAAGAAGACGUUAUUCCCUUCCAAAUGCGCAAAUAAUGUAUGUCUUGUCCAUGUCUUCUAUGAAUUAUAUUCGAAUUUUUAGGGGCACCAAAAAUAAAUGAAAACAAUUCACGUUACUUAAAUUGCCAUUUUUUACAAAGUUUAGUUUUUGCAGGCGGCCAGAAAGAAAUCCACUCAAAAGUCGACAUCCUGAAGUAGCCAAAAUAUCAUGGGAUUGUGCUGUAUCCUAAUUAGUACUACAGCCUUUUUGUGUCGAAAACGCAUUUCAGGAUUUCAGUUAACAUUUCACGAGUUCGCACAUCUACUGUAUUUGUAAGUCGACCGAUUUCCGUCAUCGAUUUACAGAGGGGUUGAGAUUUGGGGUUCGGACACAAAGACGGACUCAGUUUAAUCCACCAUAAUGCUUGCAUUGGAGUUGGGUAGGAGAAUAUGGGUCCCUGAUAAUAAUAGGUAGCCUUGAGAAAAAUACCACAGGGGUCAGGAGCAGGGCUACGGUUGAAGUCGUGACGUAAAAAUAGGUAGCCCCCUGGAAUUUAACGCGAGACUACUUGUAUUGCUGGGUUUCCGAUUCCCAUGUCCAAUAGAGCACGGAUAGGAAAUGUAAGAAUGACCUUGGGGGUGCGCUUGGCGAAUGCAGGUGUUAACUAGAUAGCGGAGCCACUUAUUUAAACGAUUCUCUUUCAUAGAUGCUUUAGCAGAUUUUAAAUAAUUCAUAUUGACUUAACUGCGAAAAACUCGGCGCCUCGGUGGGAUUCGAACCCACGCACUAAAGGGAAGGCUUUAGUGCAGCCAACGCUCUAACCACUUGAGCUACGAGGCUCCACCGGACGACGCGAGUUUACUCACAUUUGGGUCAAGUUACCCGCCCAACUUACUGCAACGUCUGGAAUCCACCAAAUUUGAUACAGUAAGUUGACUGCCCAAAAGGGAUUUCCUAAGUAAUUCACCUAGAAUCCACCAGAUGACUACCAGGCUCGCGUAAUUCAUAAAUGUUUUGGCAGAUUUUGAAUAAUUUGAUUCAACUCGCGUCGUCCAGCGGGGCCUCGUAGCUCAAGUGGCUAGACCGUUGGCUGUACUAAAGCCUUCCCCUUACUGCGUGGGUUCGAAUCCCACUGAGGCGCCGAGUUUUUCACAGUUGGGUCAAUACGAGAAAUUCUCCUUCCCUCGAGAUCUUAUCUUCCUCGGAAGAACUGGUGUUAAUUAAGGCUAUCCUUCUCAGCUCUUGGCCCUUAUCCCUUUAUGGACUAUUCGAAAAAAAGAAACACUUUCGAGACUUAUUACUUAGUCUGUGAUUGGGCGUUCCCUUAUUUUCCGUUCCUUUCUCUCCACACCUCCCCGCACCACAGGCAACUGGGAAUUUCAGAGUCCACCGACGCCGAAGCACCAGGCAGGAAAGGGCCUCAAGGCAGCAGACGCCUUCCGGACUGCUCCCCUGCCCAAUUUCGGUCCGAGUCGGGAGCAGCGAGCGGAGGCCUGGCAACGCCAGUGUGCCGAGACCGAGGGUCGGGCCUCAGUGGAGCCCGGCCACCUACCGACUGAUCGACCCGUCCGGCCCUCGAAAGUGCCCUCACUGCAGAGUCUGAUUGGUCGAUCGCUUCCGCUGGUAGGGACCUACAACCAGCUGAACAACAAGGAACAGGCGAGUACUGACUUUCAGAUUUGUGCAUCGGAACAUUUUCUGAGGUAUGGAGUAGGGGGGAGGGAAAAGACUCCACAUGUCCCUAAAGACCUGUGAAUGAGGACGAGAUUCUAGACGUAGCAACCGUUCGGCCACUUGUGGCUGGAAACUUCCGACGCCCGUCCUGUUGUCACUCUCUCCCUCUGCUGUGUCCACCCGAUGUGGCCCACGGUAAGGUGAAGAAGGCAUGGCGAUUUGCGCAUGAAUUAGUUUAUAGCGACGGUGGGCUUGUGCAGCAUCUACCGCACUCGCUCUUCCUUCGCAUUUGGGGCAUGUGUCAAGACCUAGUCAAGAAGACCGGCGGCGGGGGGGGGGGAGAGGGCGCAGGUGGAUAGUGCGGCCGGAUCCGCACCUAGGCGUGCCACCACAAGUCCCGGUCCACAACAAACAGCAGAUCAGGAUUUCAAUCAGCAACAACACAACAGCGGGUCAGAAGACGACGAGGAUGAUUGGGCAACCAUGCAAGCACAACCAGGUUGCGAGGGUCAUGGUCGGCUUGCCAAGUCACGAUAUUUAGCACACCGUGUAAGUCUCCAACGCCUCAGAUUGUUUAUGGUUAGGAACUAUGCGCUGGGACUGUCGACCUUACCCACUCACGCCACCCUAUCCCACACACCAGUCCAGUGUCCGAGCCGGCCAACCCAACUGAUACCGGUAUACCUGAGGAGGCCAAUCCGCGCGUGAGAAACGUUUGCUGACAGCGAGAGUAUGUUGGGAGAGGUUGGAGUUUGGCGUUACGGACGCCUGAAUUUGCGAGCUAUCCUUUCGGCCUUGGUGGCGACGAGUCGGUUGGCUUCACAGAUUGUUACCCCAGUCUCCAUUGUUGUUUUCUAAGUCGGUCUGUUGUGUGCGAGGGCUUUGCAAAAUCGUCGGGUCGGCGUGCAGGUGCUUCAGGGAAUUCUUCAGCGUCCUCGUAGUAGCGGUAGGUCGGACCCCCCCCGUCGAAUAGUACCAUUGGUGACAUCCCUGUAGAAGAGUUGCUUUGGUAGGCGCUCAUCGUCCAUCCUAGUUGCAUUAGUCUCAGCAUGGCGUGGAUGCUGAGAAUUUCACUCUAGGACUUGACCAGGACUUUAACCAUCAAUAGAAAUAAACGGGUCAGGAAGAGGAGGAUGAUAGGGUACAAGACCUGUAUACCCGACGAGAGCGCAAAUACCGGCGUGGAACAAGGUUUCAGAGAACUGCAAGCACACACCAGGUUGCGAGGAUCAUGGUCGGCUAAAUCAUGGGAUAGCAGACGCAACCAAACUUUAAGGCCCAGAUUGGUGACACUGAACUCUGCAUUUAGCCUGGUCCAUCACCCUCCAAAGGACAGGUGCCCAACCAGUCAUUGUCUGGGAUGUAGUACCCGUAAACACACACACACACACACACACACACUCCUCGCAUGUGUGAGAGAACCCGAUGUCACAUUAGGAAGGAGCUGUAACAGCCUGGCUCUCAGCCUACCAGUCCACCACUCCACACAAAUACACACAACUGUGCUGGCUGUGUGUGUGGAUUGAGUUGAGACGUCAGUCGGCAGCCUUUCAAGCCAUGGCGCUUGACGCACCGGGAGAGUCUCAGACUCGGGUCACACAUGCAGCGGAGUAGCCACAUGGAGAAUGCGUCGAGAAGCGCACUUCCCACUUAGGUGAAAGGUGGCGAUGGGUGAUGUUGAUGUGUGGUGCAGGUGCAGAUGGGGGAAUGUGUGUUGACGUGAUGUGGCCUUGUUUUCAUGAAUGCGCAUAUGACGUAGUAGGCCCAUGCACUGUCUGAAUGUGCGAGGGCAGCGUGGAUAGUGGAGGCGGAUGCAGCAAGUGUAUGUGGGUGCUCCAGGUACUGGUUCACCAUUCUCUGUGCGAUCGAUUCGAAAAUAACCGAGCAGGUUAGUGUGUGUGUGUGAGGUGAAUGUGCGAUCUCAGUGAGGUCAGGCGUGGACCGAGUCUACAUCGCUGGAUGUGGGGGUGCUGGUAGUAGUGGUGGCAGGUGAUGGGACGUCGGACGUUGCCCCAUCGGUGGGGGAGCGCGUGAUGUCGUGGUGUUGGUGGAGCUGGUUGCUGUGGUGAACGCGAGGGUUGGGCGAGGACGGAUGAGGCCGGUGAUUGAUGGCGGCUGGGAGGCGACUGUGUGACCGUCGGUGACGGGGAUGGUCGUUGUCAUCGUCGUCGUCGCAGGGUUUGCGACAGGCAGGGAGAAGAAUUUGACGUUGUCGGGUUGUUGGCGCAUUGGGUCCGAGGGUGUCCUGCGGGACCGGUUUUUACCCGUAGGUACAGUAGGAGGGCUAACUCAUGAAAUGUCAACCAAAAUUACGAAAUUCGUCUUCGUUUCGAAAAUAUUACUUAAGUAGGGUUGUAAAACUAAUUAUCAUGCGGCAUGAUUCUAGAAAAAUUCAGUAACAUCAGGAUGCCGGAUUUCUAACGAACUUCUUUUCGGAUGCAUGCAAAAACUAUACUCCGCAAAAGAUGACUACUUAAGAAGCAUCUAUUUUUCACACUGAUUUUCGACGCCCUUAAGUAUUCAAUUAUAUUUCACGGAAAACUUGCAUAGAAAUACUCAGUCUUCUGCUCAUUUGGUUGAAAGUCAUGUCCUCUUCCAAUUUUAUACUCGAGGGAAGGGUAUAGUUCGGUUUUCAAAACUCUUCCAAUUCCCGAAUAAUUUUCAACCCGCUCUGCCGUCACACGUGGAUUCAGGGUUUGCAAACUACAAGCCAUUUCUCUACGGCACUGAGGGGUGACCAUUUGGGGCUCAUUAAAUUUAGCAGUGGAUUUGAGCCAUAUUGUAAACUUUACAAACCACAUUGCUAGAUGCAAAGGCAUGACGUUUUACGAGCGACCAUUUCACAAUAAUAAAAUAUCUCAUAAUUGAAAACUUUUUUAAAACCAAAUUAUGCCCUUUUUUCAAGUAUAAAACCAGAAAAAGACGUAAUUUUCUACCGAAUGAGCAAGAGAUCGAAUAUUUUUCUGCAUGUUUUCAAUGAAAUAUAAUUAAAUUUUAAGAGUAUCGAAAAUCAUUUUAAAAAAUACAUGCCUCACGAGUAGUCAUUUUUUACGGAGUAUAGUUUUUGCAUGCAGCCGAAAAGAAGUUCGCUCAAAAGCCGGCAUCCUGAGGUAACUGAACUAUUAUAGAAUUAUGUUGCAAGAUGAUUAGUUUUACAGCCCAACUUACUUAAUUUUUUCGAAACGAAAACGCAUUUCGGAAUUUCGGUUGACAUUUCAUGAGUUAGUCCACCUACUGUAUGUUGGGGCGGUUGAACGUUAGUGUUGUGAGGCAGGACAGUUGGGAUUUUCGAGCUUCAUUUGGUUGAAAAUCACGUCCUCUUCGAAUUUUAUACUCGAGGGAAGGGUAUAAUUCUGUUUUCAAAACUUCUAAUGCCCGAAUAAUUUUGAACCCGAUCUGCCGUUACACUUGCAUUCAGGGUUUCUAAACUACAAGCCGUAUAUAUUUCGCGUACGGAAAACCACACAUUUCUUUAUGGUAUCGAGGGAAGAACAUAUGGGGCUCAUAAAAUUUAACAGUAGAUUUGAGCCAUACUGUUAACUUUACAAACCACAUUGGUAAAUGCAGUGAUAUGACGUUUUAUGAACGGCCAUUUGACAAUAUUAAAAAAUCUCACAAUUAGAACUUUCUUAAAACCGAGUAAUACCCUUCCUUCGAGUAUAGAAUUAGAAGAAGACGUAAUUUUCUAUCGAACCAGUGAAAGAAUAAAUAUUUCUAUGCAUGCCUUUUAGGAAAUAUAAUUGAACGUUAAGGGGCAUCGAAAAUAAAUGAGAAAAAUGCCUGCUACUUAUGUAGUCAUUUUCUACAGGGCAUAGUUUUCACAUUCGGCCAGAAAUAAGUUCGUUCGAAAGCCGGCAUCAUAAGAUAACUGAACUGUUAUAGAAUUAUGUUGCAAAGUGAUUAGUUGUACAACCCAACUUACUUAAUUUUUUCGAAACGAAAACCCAUUUCGGAAUUUCGGCUGACAUUUCAUGGGUUAGUCUACCUACUUUAUGUUGGGGAGGUUGAACGUUAGUGUUGUGAGGCAGGACAGUUGGGAUUUUCGAGCUUCGCGUUCGGCUUUGACGCCGGUUAUGCGGUGGGCUUCGUAGAUCGCUAUGCCUGUCUUCACCGUCCUGCCCUAGAUCGUUUGAUUCCGGACGGGGUCUUCCCAGUUGGCCGGGCUGAUCUGCAGGUGCUUCAAGGAAGUCCUCAGAGUGUCCUUGUAACGCCGGAUUUGGCCUCCAUGUUAACGAAUAUCUGUAGAGUCGUUUGGGUGGCCGUUCGUGGUCCACCGGCACGAUGUGGCCGCGCCAACGCAGUUGCAGCUGUCCCAGCAUGGCGCAGACGCUGUCCGUCCCAGUACGUCUGUGCCCGUGACAUGGAUGAGGAAGAGCAUCAUCGAAUCCAGCAUCUAGAUGAGGCAAUCAAUACUAAUGCGACCACGUCAGUGAGAAUGCUAGAAUCUACAAAAGCAUACGAACUACUGGCGCCAUGAUCAGUACUGCGUGUGUUACUUCCGAGUGCAAGAGUGCCAAGUGGAACGCCCCUCGUUCACACAUUGUUUAUCGGCUAGGGAGGACCGUAGUCCCUCGAUGGCCAAUUGAUGUGCGCAAGACGGUGGGUUGUUAUCCAGGGCACACAUAAUCAAGGGGCCUGCUUGCACCAGGUGCGUGAGACACUCAUUCCGGAGUGUGGAGGGUGUGUGGCCUGGAGAGUCUCACGGUUUACGCGGUGCGCGAGCACGACCACGGUUUAUUUUUUUCUCAUACCGAGCUACUGGUCGUAGCGGCUUCGGCGCAUGCGCAUGCAACCGGGUGGAGUUAUCAGCCGCGGUUGUCCGACAUUUGACUGACAAAUCAAAAAGUUCAGUUGCCGCAGCUGGUGCAAUGGCGCUUGCUGAAAACAAUCCGUCCAGGAGCUGACGUUGGCUGAAUUGAAAGAUAGGCUAGAGCCCUUUUCCCUAGAUAAAAAGUGAGUGAAGGAUAUCAUGAAACGUUGACCGAAAUUCUAAAGUGCGCUUUCGUUUAGGAAGGAUUUCUUAGGUGGGGUUGUAAUAUUGAUUAGCAUGCGGCUUAUUCUUAUGUUCCGGAGUCAUCAGGAUGUCGGCUUUUGAAUGCACUCCCUUUCGACCCCCUGUAGAAACCGCAUUCGAUAAAAAAUGACUACUUAUGUGGUAGGCAUUUUUUGCAUUGACUUUCGAUGGUUUUAUAAAUCAAAAUAUAUUUUGAAGAAAACAUGCACAAAAUAUGCCUUCUUUUACUUGCUUGAUAGAGAAUCACGCUGUCUUUACAUUUUAUAUCCGAAGAAAGGGUAUAUUCACGUUUUGAAAAAUUUCCCAAUUCCCGAGUAAUUUUUAGCCUGAUCAGCCGUUGCAUUAGCAGUUAGCGAUUUCAGUCGUCAAGGUGCAUGCUUUCCGCCUAAAUAAAAUCAUAUAUGCCUCUAUGAUUUUAAGAAGACACCAUAUAGAGUUCAUAAAAUUUCGCAAUCGAUGGGGACUAUGUUGUACAUUUCAUGAGGAGCACUGACAAACGACAGCUACGAUGCUGUAUGAAUGGACAUCGCAUGGUUUUAAAAAAGUUCACAAUUAGAAACUUUUUUAAAAUUGAAAUAUAACCUCUCUCAGGGUAUAAAGGUGAAAUCAACGUGAUUUCCUACCAAACGAGUGAGAUAAAGCAUAUUUUUGUGCAUGUGUCCUAUGAAAUAUAACUGACCUUAAAAGUCCAUCGAAAAUCAAUGUGGAAAAUGCCUGCUGCUUAAGUAGUCCUUUUUACCGAGUGCGGUGUCCGUGGGAGGUCGAAAAGAAGUGUAUUCAAAAUUCGACGUCCUGGCGAGUCCAAAAUACUAUGGGAUUAUGCCGCAUGAUAAUCAAUUCUACAGCCACAUCUAAGUAAUCCUUCCUUGACGAAAAGGCAUUUCAGGAUCUUGGCUAACAUUUUAUGAGAUCGGCCACUCACUGUACAUGCUCAGACUAAAAUGUUAUAUAGAUAUGUCGGCAGAAGUCCAUCAGACACAGUGAAAUAUCGUUGUGAUUGUCAUAAACUGGAUGUUGGCAGUUUGUGAACACUGCGGUACGCACUGAUGAACCGAAGCCUUUCGCAGCUGUGUCAUCCAGUGUCAGAAUGUCGGCGAAACCCGUCUUAGCUAGUGUCUGUGUACCCAAGUAUGGUGCAUCGCGCAACAUUUGCAUAAACUAAUGACUGCCAGUUGGCAAUUUAGGAGGAUUACACGAUUACUUCACUGUGGCUGAUGGAUUUCGGCCCAAAUAUUCAUAUUAAAUCUCAGCCUCAGCCUCUUACCCUCGGAUAACAGCACACAUUUCAGGUAUAGUGUUUACGCAGGCGAAACGCUGCUGCGAGCAGACAUCAAAGCUCUGCCACGCACCAAUGAAAACAUUCAGCUGAAGAUCAAAUGUUCACGGCAAAAUUGGCAGAGGCAUCAGUCUGCUCGAGGUGAGGACAGACACGGGCUCCAAUUGGUCGUUUUCAUUGAGCAUCACCGGCGAAGACUCCACACAGUUCAUUCACAGGAAAAAUGCCAUGGACGCUGCACAUCCGAUGCGAGCGCGCUGGCGACUUCAGACUGCGUGUGUUGGAUUCAGAAUCAGUCAAGGGCAUCAAGUGGAGGGCACAAAACGAAUCCCAGUGGAGAAACAAACGCUGACAUUUGAUGGACUAAUUCUUGAGGAUUCGCACCAGCUGAAGGACUACGGCAUUAAGAGUGAUUCUACUAUAUUCCUCUGCCUUCCUUUGGACCUUUCAAAGGACAUAUAUCUCAGAGUUACUCUACCGUGUCGACGCGUGGUGAGGCUUUGGGUCAAUGAGAAGGACACCGUGGACAGCCUGAAAGAACAGUUGUGGCGUCUGUGUCGAUUGUUGGCGCAAAGUUAUGAGUUGGUUUUGGACGGGGCAACAUGCCGGCGGACACCGCGUCAAUAGACAGGAGCUAAAAUUAGGUCAAGGGGUAAGGACUAGAUCUAACAUGUAUUAAGGCUAUGUCCGAGGUUUAAAUAAAAGUUUCUUAAAUGGCCUAGCAUGUUAUCCGUGCAGCCAUAACACAUUUAUGUCAUUUUAUCGUACCAGAGUCAUUUUAGCAAGUACGAUACGUUAAACAUUUGCACCACAUAUACUUUAUAAUCAUCCAAUUCAUAUCUGCCAGAAAUCAAUUCAGAAGAUUAAUACCUAAACGCGUCGUAGAAAGAACUAACAGUAUUGAACAACACCGACUUUUGACAGUAAAAACAUCAUUUUGUGGACUCGAGAGCGCGGUGUGGAAACAGUCGUAAACAAUAUUUUAAAAUCAAUGAUUGGAAAUUUCGCAUCCUACAUUUGACGUCAUUCUACUCGCCUCUCAAUAUCAAGACAAGGUGAAGUGUAGAUUCUUUUUCUAUCUUGUAAUCCAUCAAUGUGUGCCUGCCCGCAAAAGCCAUGCGCCGUUGGUCCACUGGAGUGCCCUACUUUGAUUCCACGGGACACUUCACAGCAUAUAUCGUAUCUGUCGGGUAGACGCUGAGCGAAAUUGUGUUGCCCGCUAAGGUCUUAUCAUAUAUCUGGAAGACAUUCAAGUUGCUUUCGGACUCCGUCGACAAAUAAUGAAUAACAGUGGGGACGGAUUCAUCCUCCAGUCCACACGAUGCCAAAGUCUGACUUCCUCUCAAUAGUGCUCCGUCUAAAGCUAACUCAUAACUUUGCGCCGACAAUCGACACAGACGCCACAGCUGUUCUUUCAGGCCGUCCACGGUGUCUUUCUCAUUGACCCAAAGGCUCACCAUUCGUCCAGACGGCAGAGCUACGCUCACGUUAAUUUCCUUUGAAAAGUCUAAAAGAAGGCAGAGGAAUAAAGUAGAACCAUCCUCUAUGCCGUAGUCUUUUAGCUGGUGCGAAUCCUCAAGAAGUACUCCAUCAGAUCUCAGGGUUUGUUUAUCAUCUUGGAUUCUUUUUUGGAACCGGAUCUUACACUUACUGCCAGAGACUGCUUCAGAAUCCGGCACAUCCAACCUGAAGUCGCCAACGCGCUUGCAGCAACAUCCCGGUGAGUGUGAAACUUUAUAGGAUUUUGUCGCAAGGCAAUUAAACUUACAACCCCAUCUAAGUAAUCCUUUCUAAUCGAAAGCGUAUUUUAGAAUUUCAUGAGAUCGUUCACUCACUGUAUAAUUUUCAGGCCAAAGUGGUCCUUUCCACGGGACCCAGUAAAUACAUAUAUAUGUUGUCUUAUUCAUGCCCUGAAGAAGAAGACGAAGAAUAAGGGACGAGUUUAGGGACCGAAAUAUAUUUGGACCGACGUUUCGGAAACUCUGGUUUCCAUCAUGAGAGUAGUGUGUUGGUUGCACACCAAUCUAUUGGCUUCACCUGCUGAUAUUUCGACUUGGCCGACUUCGGCCCGGUAAUUGGUUGCAUGUUCGUGACCUUUGCCACCCAUACGGAGCUUGGUUGCUUCGUGAAGCCAAUAGAUCGAUGUGCGCCCAUUCCUGAUUGAAUAUAUAUGGAUAGUUGAGGUAGUGUGCAUUCAGCAUGCAUAUGUAUGAAUAUGGAUAUAGGCGAAAAUGCUGACCCCAGGUGUUGAGAUUGAAGAAGAUAGUAAGGCGAGCUCUGGGGAUGAUGAUCUAUAUAUACAUAUAUAUGCGUAAGUAUUGAAAGGUAGGCAUCCCAAGCGAUAUAAGUUGAAAAGGGAUGGGUUCUUUGGGACAAGAGGGCUUAUUGCGUAAAUUUUUCGGCACUAUUUCCCCAGGUCGUUGUCAGAUGCAAGCGGGAAGCAAAUGUGAAAGCAAGAAACAGAUAGCGUUAAGAGUGCACAAAAAAUCGAUACUUUCAUGGCGUGUGCGCCGGUAGGCGGCCGCCGUGUGUCAGUCUGAGCUGGUUGGCUCCCUUCUCUUCCAUUUAUCCUUCAGGUUUCUGUACACGGCAUCCAACUUGAUAUGCCGGUUGAUGCAUGAUUCAUCAGAGUGCAUUGCCUCGAAGAAUUCUCGGCCUUUCUUGAAAAGGCAGAGCGCGACAACGCGAGCUUUGCCCCAAGCGAAAGUGUACCCGGUGUCCAGAGUAUGCAUGGCUACCUGAGACGGAUAGUCUCGCCUCUUUACUGCCAACUGGUGCUCAUGGAUGCAUGUUGAGGCGGAUUUUCCAGUCUGGCCACAAUAGACGGCAGUACAUGCAUUACACGGUAUCUUGUAGACGACCUCUUUCUUGUUCAGCUGGUUAACCCUAUCCUUAGGAUGUACCAGCUGAGAGCGCAAAGUAGUCGCAGGUUUGUGCGCCACUCGAAUUUGGUGCUUCCUUAAGUGUCUUUCGACGAGUUCAGACACAUUCUUAAUGUAAGGAAGAGUUCGCCAAGUUCACCAAGUCUAAACUCAUCGAAAGACACUUAAGGAAGCACCAAAUUCGAGUGGCGCACAAAGGGACGAAGUUUAUGGACCGAAAUAAAUAUGGACUGAGGUUUUGGAAACUCUAGUUUCCAUCGUCAGAGUAGUGUGUUGGUUGUUCCUGCUGGCCUUGAUUGCUUCAGCUUUGAUGUCUGUCUGAUAUCAUAUCCGUGCUCUAGGCACGAACUACAACCUGCCCGUUCGCUGCUAAUUCUGCAAGCCAAACUGCCAAGAGUCCAUACGGAUGACUAAAUACGGCAGUCAGCAACUCGACUGCGUGCGAUGAGCAUGGGUACACAGGCAUAUCGCAACUGCAUAAUUUAACACCUGGCCAGUCGAGCGGCGAUGUACUCAGGAGCUGCCAACUGUGGUAGCCAUAUGGCGGCCUAGCAACUACAUCCUAUAAAUACUGCAACACCUGGACUAUCCACUACCUUUACCCGACUCUGUCUCCGAUGAUGGACUUGAGUGAGGAUCCGAAACUUCAGGCUAAAAAAGCUCUUUUUCCAGCAAUUGCGUCUCCUCCCUCGCGACCACUUUCAGGAACUAGCCUCUUCGUUUCUGUUAUCAGUGGCGAAACUACUGUCCCGAUUCUUCUUGUGUUAGUUGGCGUGCUUCAGCCUUGAUCGGUUAGCGAGCUGCCCCAAGAUCAAUCAAAUCACAGCGAUAGGCCUUAUCCAAAUGACACAUUCUUAAAAAGAACGGGCAACCGGCCAGGAUACUUAUGGUUUAUGUUUGUCCCUGAGUGAUAGACUUUUCAUGCAGUUAGCCAGUAACUGUAUGGGUCGACACCGCAAAACGUCGUCAAACGUCUGUGUGCAACGGCAACACACAUAGCUCGCGGAAACAUUUGUUGUCUUCCAUAGUCUCUGUGAAUAAUUGUCUUUCAUAGUCUGCGCCGUACCGUGAUGAUCCAUUAGAUGAAGAUAUCGAAUGAGAUGACGUCAGUUCGGCCGACGAUGUCCACCGUGAGUAGGGACAAUGAACCGCGCGUGAGUAGUAGACUUGCGCUGCGUCUACCGUACUCCCUCCUCCCACUCCACAGAGUCAAAGAGAACGGAGGCUGGUGAGGCCGCAGAUGGCUAAUGCGGCGCGAACCCGCACCUAGGCAUGUCAUCACACUCCCUGGCCCACAUAAAACAGGAACGGGAGGACGAUGGACGGCCUGGAUGUCGAUUGGUCGGGAGUGCAGUCCGGCUUUACUUCCUGACAGGAAGAGCAAAUUAUGGCUUCAGAUGAAGGCCUUUCAAGUCAUGGCUUUUAGCGCACCGUGAUGAUUUACAAGAGUGUCAGAUUGUUGAAAGCGGGGAAUAUGCGUUGAAACAGUCGACCGCACUCUCUGUUUCCCCCUUCCCAGCUGGUCAGUUGUCUGAUGCGAGGAUGGAGCACAUGAGUUGAGAUAAGGAGUAAAGCAAGGGUAGGGGAAAGUGGAUAUCAACUUCAACUUUACUCAGGACAGCGGACUAAUUGACGCCCCCGUGAUAGAUGUGCGUUCGGAAGCUGUCCCCAAAGUAGGUCAAUAACUGCGCUUUUUUCUGAUUUUAGGUGGUGGCGAAGGUGGAUGAGGACAUGUGUGUCAACUGUGGCAAAUGUUACAUGACCUGCAACGACUCCGGUUACCAGGCCAUCACCUUUGACGCCAAGACGCAUUUCCCCUUCGUCACAGACGAAUGCACAGGAUGCGGCCUUUGCCUCUCCGUCUGUCCCAUUCCUGACUGCAUUAAGAUGGUGGAGCGGAAGAUCCCCUACGUCCCGAACCGCGGCGUUCCACCGGAGACGCCAUGCAAGUAG
Spirometra erinaceieuropaei is the source of this 24738-nucleotide messenger RNA. NCBI's taxonomy places the organism in Eukaryota, Metazoa, Platyhelminthes, Cestoda, Diphyllobothriidea, Diphyllobothriidae. The record is from the annotation of a GenBank genome assembly.